AUGGGAGGACAAAUGUUCCUGUUAAUAGCCAGCAUAGUGCUAAUCGCCCAACAAACUCAACACACAACAGCAAAAAGGUUACCCAACUUCGUGCACGUGUGUAAAAGAAAUGAUCCUCAGCUAGAAAAAUGUUUGUUGCAAACUAUCGAAUCCCUGAGACCCGAGUUACCUAAUGGGAUACCCAAAAUGCAAAUCCCGGCUUUGGAACCAAUGGUCAUACCCAUGUUGGUAGUAAAUAGAAAUGAGGAUGCUCUUAAAGUUAAAGCUACAAUUAAAGAUGUACAAGCAUGGGGUGGAUCUAAAUUUGUGAUCAACAAUCUCAAGAUAAAUUUUGAAAAGUUAAACGGUGAAGGAACUGUUCUUCUCCCAAAUCUAUUUGUUAACUGUACGUACGACAUUGAUGGUCGUCUAAUGGUUGUUCCACUCCAAGGUCAAGGAAUAUUUAGAGGGAACAUAACUAACACAAAAGCUGAUGUCAAAGCGAGUCUUGAAUUAUUAAAAGACAAAAAAAAUCGUGAGUACUUCCAAGUAAAGGAUAUUCGAAUCAAACUCAAAGUUGGAGAUGCUAAUGGAAAAAUAAUACCACAAAACAUCAACAAAAAUAACGAUGUCUUAACGGAAACUGCAUCAACGUUUUACCACCAAAACCGUCGAGUUGUUUUGGAUAUCAUCACUCCAAUUGCAGAAGAGAUUGCUGUCGAAUUUGCACUGCAAAUUGCCAAUACUAUAUUGAAAACUAUACUUUACGAUGAAAUUCUACCCAAAGAACUGCCUUGA
Macrosiphum euphorbiae (potato aphid) is the source of this 777-nucleotide messenger RNA. NCBI's taxonomy places the organism in Eukaryota, Metazoa, Arthropoda, Insecta, Hemiptera, Aphididae. The record is from the annotation of a GenBank genome assembly.